Molecule: messenger RNA, 5206 nt
Organism: Pseudoliparis swirei
Lineage: Eukaryota; Metazoa; Chordata; Actinopteri; Perciformes; Liparidae
Gene: tbc1d2b
Product: TBC1 domain family, member 2B
Exons: 13
Coding region: 79-3000 (973 amino acids)
Source: RefSeq, a predicted model, not a curated record
CGCCCUCGCAUAGAGGCAGGCAGUCAUGCGGUGGAAACAGUAGUGGGCAUCCGCUGCACGAACACACUUCGGGGAAAGAUGCACGAAGAGGAGGAUGGCAGCGAAGCAAGCCCGUGCACAGCUUCGCGGAUUGCGCCCGCCAGGUCGGUGGAUGUGGCCGAGGUCGAGGCAGCGAAGGAGCAGGCCUCCAAGCUGUGCGGGUACCUGCACAAACUGUCCGGCAAGGGGCCUCUUCGGGGGUACAAGCCGAGGUGGUUCGUGUACGAUCCGAGGAAAUGUUACUUUUAUUACUUCAAGACUCCCCAAGAUGCCUUGCCGCUCGGGCACAUCGAGAUCGGCGACGCGUGCUUCAGUUACGACGUGGAGGGGGAAGAGGGACAGUUUGAGAUCCGCACGACCGGGAAGGAGUUUCUCCUGAAGGCCCCCAGCAGGCAGGUGAUGCAUUACUGGCUCCAGCAGUUGCAGCAGAAACGUUGGGAGUACAGCAGCACCCGAGGCGCCGGUCAGAGAGACAGCUGGAGCUCUCCGACACUGGCCUACGCUCCCACGGGCCUCGUGGGCCAAGACAAUGAUGCACUUGUCUUUGACAAGCUAAGUGACAGCAUGGAGAAGGUCCGCAGCGACUUAGCCAUGGAGACAGAAACCGAUGGCGGCGGCAUGGUGGGUAUCCAGUCAGCCAGAGGGCCUUCUGCCGCGAACCCCCUCAACUUCUCCCUCAAAAACUUCGGUACAGAAAUCAGGAACUCCAUGUCUUAUCUGCGGCCGGGCCGAGGAGGUGAGAGCAGACGCAGUGUGUUUUACACCAACAGCAACAACAACAGCGCGGAGGAGUGGGAGCUGGUGGAUGCUCCAACCAAGGACUUCCCUGAACACAAACAUCAUCCAGACGCACACCGACAUUCCUUUGGGUCAUCGUUUACUUUUGACUUUGUGCGCAACUCAGCGCGUCCUAAGAAGCCUUUGCUUCGGGACAUGAUGGCCUCCGGGAGGUUUGGACGCACCUCCGAGACGCGCAGUGCCGAGAGCUCCCCGGUGGAGUGUAACGGCAGCAAGCCGUUGGAGAUGCAGCUUCGCCUCCAGAGCCAGCAGGAAGAACUCGGCCGCAUGCAGCACGAGCAGGCCAAACUCAGAGAAGAGCUGGCCAGUCAGAAGGAGUUGGUGAGACUUUUGCAGCAGACUCUGAGAACCUCCCAGUGCGACAGGCCGCCGGUGCACCGUCCUCCCCCGGCUCCAGCUUCAUCCGCAGCUUCAGACCAGACUCAAGGUUCGGAAGUAACCCUGCAAGAGGCCGGCCAGUUGGACGCUCUGCUUCAGGAAAGAAACGGGCAGGUCCAGGACUUGUGUGGCCACAUGGAGCGUCUCGCCUUGGAGAAGGAGAGUCUGCAACAAGAGCUGAAGGGCCUGAAGAUAAAGGUGGGGGAGAUAAACGACCAACUGGGGAUGCUGAUGGAGACCAUCCAGGCCAAGGACGAGGUCAUCAUCAAGCUGUCGCAGCCGAGUUCAGAGCAGAGCGCCACUCCCAACGAAGGCUCUCUGUCCCUUAACAAAGAUCAGGAGGAGGUGGACAUCCUGAAGGACAGUCUUCAAGGCUACAAAUCCCAGAACAAGUUCCUGAACAAGGAGAUCCUGGAGCUGACCGUGUUACGCAGGAACGCAGAGAGUAGAGAAAAGACUUUCGAAGCAAAGUACACGGUCCUGGAGGCGAAGCUUUGCCAGGUGGAGAGUAAGUUUCUGGUGCUGCUUCAAGAAGUGAAGAACCCCGUUUGUUCAUCUUCAGAGCAGAGCCCAGCGCGAGAGGUCAUCUCCCGAUUAUUAGAGGAUGCGCUGCAGGUGGAAAGCUCUGACCAGCAGGAGCACCCCAUCUUCAAACCAAAUAUUGUCGGUGAAUAUGACACGUUUGGCUUCAAGACUGUCCCUGAGGAGGAUGAAGAGGAGGAGAGGUUGUUUGCGAAGGUGAGAGCCCUGGAGCUGAAGUCUCUCUCCAUGACGGAUCAGGAGGUGUCCGUCGGGGUGAAGUGGGAGAACUAUCUGGCCAGCAUCAUGAACAGAGACCCGGUGCGCUCCCCCGAGCUCAAGGGCCUGUUCCGUUACGGGGUGCCCCAUGAGCACCGGUCCCUGGUGUGGCGCUGGUGUGUCUCCUUCCACGUCAAGAAGUUUCGCGACAACUUGGCCCCUGACUACUAUGAGACCUUACUCAAUGUUGCAAGGGACAAGCCCAACCCGGCCUCAAAGCAGAUCGAGCUGGAUUUGCUGCGUACUUUGCCCAACAACAAGCACUAUUCCUCACCGAGUGCAGGCGGCAUACAGAAACUCAGGAACGUCCUGAUGGCUUUCUCCUGGAGGAAUCCAGAUAUCGGCUACUGUCAGGGGCUGAACAGGCUGGCAGCUAUCGCCUUGCUCUAUCUGGACCAAGAGGACGCCUUCUGGUGCCUUAUAGCCAUUGUGGAGGUCUUCAUGCCAAGAGACUAUUACACCAAGACUCUGCUGGGCUCACAGGUCGACCAGCGUGUGUUCAAGGACCUGAUGAGUGAAAAGCUCCCUCGGCUUCAUGCCCACUUUGAGCAGAACAAGGUGGACUUCUCCCUCAUCACUUUCAACUGGUUCCUGGUGGUGUUUGUGGACAGUUUGGUGAGCGACAUCCUCUUCAAGAUCUGGGAUGCCUUUCUUUAUGAAGGCCCUAAGAUCAUAUUUCGCUUCGCCCUCGCUCUCUUCAAGUACAAAGAGGAGGAGUUUUUGAAGUUGCAAGACUCCACGGCCAUCUUUAAAUAUCUGAGGCACUUUACACACACAAUCCUGGAUUCAAGGAAGCUGAUGAACAUCGCCUUCGGGGACAUGAACCCUUUUCCCAUGCGACAAAUUCAGAACCGCCGCUCCUUUCAUCUGGAGAAAGUCCGUCUUGAGCUGACCGAGCUGGAGGCGAUCAGGCAGACCUUCCUCAGGGAGAGAGAGACGAGUCAGGACAGACGGAGCUUCGUCAGCGACGAUGAGGAGGAUAACUGACAUCCAGGUUGUCGCUGGAGUGCGAUGAGAAAAAGAUCCUCUCCAUACGUCGGUCAGGUGGUGCAGUCGUAACGUGAUUUUUCUUAAAAGAUAGUUGGAGUUAGUCUGGGUCGGACCAAUCAACUUUCCAUCAAAACAUUCCAGGCCAAAUGGGCUUUAUAUCAGUAUUCCUGCCAUUCAAAUGCUUUAUGCGUUGUGUUUGUGUAUAUGCCUUCUGCACAGCUCAACCUUCAGUGCCAAGCUACACUCUUGCAGUCCGAAUCAGUAUUUUAAAAACAUGGCUAUGAUCUUUUAAUAGUUGUCUGUUGAAGGAAUGAGUGUUUUUUUCUUUUCUGCCCUCAGUCCCUUUCAUGCAGGUCUUAAAAUUGUUUACCUAAAUCUACCACGUUAACGCUCAACAACACAUCUUAUGGAUUUAAAUCCUUGAUGCACUUGUAUCCCUUAUGCUGGAAUUCAAAUGUGGCUGAAAGUUCUGAUCACAAAGUUGUUCCAAAAUUGUUCAUUUAUUUCCGUCCUCUAGAGUUUACACAAAGAUAUCCUAUCAAACUUAGUGAUCUCAAACUUAAUCGUCCCAUGUCUUAUCCUUCACAUUGAUGGCAUUUGGACUAUUUUGGGGAAACAAUGCUUGUGUUUGAAUUUAUAUCUCAGGAUUCAGAUAAAAUUACGAGUCAUUCCAGAUUUGUCAGUCUAUAUAAUUUGAGAUAUUGUUUUUUCAAGGGGUUUAACUAAGGGGUAUAUAAUUAAAAUGUUAUUUUAUACUUAACAGUCAUUUAAAUACUUAAUUUUCCAAAAUGUAUGUCUAAAAAUCUUAAACUGUUUUGCACCUUCAUCUGUACUUGAGUAAAGACAACAUGGUGUGUUUGGUUGGGAGAAUAUUUAACAUUGGCAUCCAAUUCAAAAACUACAUCGGAGUAUUCCUAUGAAGGACCUGGUUAUCUGACUAUUUAAUGAUAAGUAUUCUAAAUCUGUGUAUUAAGAUUAUUCUGCCUUGCCUUGUUUAAGUAAUGUUCUUGAUUUUAAACAGUGAUUUACAUUUGGAUUAUUAGGUGCAAAAAGGGAUGUAAUUUCCCCCGACUAAAACCUGCAGUACAUGCUUAAUGCUGGAAUUCCCUUUUGGAUGUAUUUGCAUUUGUUGUCCUCAGUGUGGCAGUAUAACAUGUGCCUGUCCAUUGUUUACACUAGUUCAGUUUAUCCACAGGUUGAUUUUACUUCAUUAUACAGUAUUGAUUAGAUGUUUGUGAAGUCACUCUGUCACCACGGUGGCUUGUAAUCUAUGAGGAAGUGUUCAGGAGUGUGGCAACAUCUUUCUGUCUUCCGCAUCCAGGUACUUACAGAAGACUGUUUACUCUUUAGCACUGUGACCAUAUUCUCUAUUACACUUGUUUUACAAUUUGUACUGUUAAAUAUUCCGAUAUGAACCAAUGACUUGCUUAGAAUGAAACCACAUUUAUUUUAAUCUGUUUAAAUCUACAAGAGGGGAAUAUGUUUUCUUUCACUUAGCCCCUUCUCUUGUGUUCUGAUUUAUUGUUUACGGUUUGUUAUAACUUUUUAAUAAUGUUGUCAUUUCCUUUAUUUUUAUAUUAUUUGACUCUACUUGCUGUUACCAUGUUUUAUAUUUGCUGUUAGUUACAUAAUAUCUGUUCUGAUAUUGUCAGCCUUGGCACCAUGCCUACAUGUUUCUCUUGAACCACCUGAACUUGUGAACAAAUUACAUACUUGUGGUUGUUUUAAUGAUGGAAAUGUGAAUGAAAAAUAUCUCUAAGAAGAGAUUUAAUUAGCUUGUCGUCAUGGGAGCAGGUCUUUCAUGAGACUUAGAUCAGUUUAAGAUGGAAAGAUUUCUGAGGUCCUUUCAUUUUGUCAGAGGGCUCAUACAGGUAAUGCUCAUAUUUUUAAUACAUAUAUGUUCUAAGCAUAUUUUGCAUGCAUUUUCUUGUUUUCUGUCAGUUUCAUAUUCACAUUGAAUAAGCUAUGUUUAAUUAUAUUCUUUAAUUUCUCUCUUUUGCUUUUCCCAGCAAUGUAUUGCACACAUUAAGGACAAGAUUACUUCAGAAUAUUAUAGGGCACUUCACUUUUUCUUCUUUUUAAAUCUGGUCUCUUUUUGAUUGUUAAUUUGUAGCAUUUAAUGACACACUUUUAUGUUACAUCAUUGAGUAUAUGCCACUGUAUGUUUUUGGAAAACCAGUAAAAAGACACAUUCAACAAACAA